UUGAUUCAAAGCUUAUAGUCCUUUUUUGCAUACCAUGUUUAGUCAAUUACCUACUUUGUAUCAUUUUGGGAGCCAAAAGAAAAUCUAUCUUGCAGAGGCUCCUGUGUCAUUUGUGAAAGUUUCCAAAAACACAACUCCAUCCUCCUUUUGCUGUCCCUGCUGCUCAUCGCAAAAUGAAUGAGGGUUUUGCCAAACAGAUUGUGUUGCUGGCAGGACUAAAAGCAUGAACAGUUCUUUGCCUUAAAAAAGAUCACUGAUUCUUACCAAUUAAAUACAUUUUGAUAUGUUCUCCUUACCCAUCAUCUCAGGACCUUACAGCCAUUACAUCUUUUUUUCUUGUUACAGUUAGAGCAGAGAUGGACCAGUCCUUCAUGUCACAUACUGAAAUGAGUUAGUGUUGACUGAUCCAGUUCAUCCACAUUCCAGGCAGGGAUCCCCAAACCUAUUACUAUUAAUCUGAAAGUGUUUUUCAAAUAAAUGUCAUUGAAGCAGGAAAAAAGGACUGCUCCAAGAGAAGCAGCUUCCCUCUCCUUUCCUUUCUUAAUUUUGGAUAUACAGUACUUAAUUAACAUCCAUUCUGUCCUAGUCAUUUUGCUGAGUGCUACGGGUCAUGAGUAGAGUACAAAGAAGAAUGAAGAAAGGUCAAAGCCAGAGUAGAGAAAGGGCUGUGCAAGCCAGAAUCAGUUCCUACACCUGUCUUGAAAUACAGUAACAUUGGGUAUAGGUCUUCAACAUAUGACUUAUGGGGAACACAACCCAGUCCAUAACAAUGCCCAUUGAUCAACAGCAAUAACAUGCAAUAGAGAGAAGUUAAAGUCAAAUGCCAUAGGCAUAGUAGUUAGUCAGAAGUUCAAAUCCAAAGCCUGCCACUUCCCAAUUGUGUUAACAUUGGUGAGUUUUCUUAACCUUAGUGCUUCCUUCCUUAGUAGAUGUAACAAGGACAAUAAGUAUCCUUUCUUCUAUGGCUAUCAUCAAGUAUUUUAUAUCUAAUUAGAAGGUAAAUUGAAAUGAGAAGCUACUAUUAGUUGUAGAUAAAUAGUUUCAAAGAUGUUGUUACUCUUCUUUCUAUGGCAGGCAUAGUAUUUUAGGAAUUGUGAGAAUCAAAUGUAAGAGAAAAGACAGAGGAAAUUAAAUGCUUACACUAUUUUUUCUUAAUGAAUUUAUUUUAUAUAAAUAUAGUUGUGAGGCUAGGCCUACACAGAGAAAGAUGCUUUAGAUUUCAGAAAUGUGUAGCUUAAUUCAUUCUUUAAAACAAAUCUUUACUGAGCAUUUAUUAUGUGUCAGAAAUUGUGCCAGGCAUUUUGGAGACAGCAGUGAGCAGAAAUCGCUAUUCUUGGGGAAUUUAUAUUCUAGAAUUAAAAUAUGUCACCUCCACUUCCAGAAUUGGGCAAAAUAAGGUCCAUCAAAUAGGGAAAAUAAAUUAAUUAAAAUAAAUUUACAACAUAAUACAAGUUGGCAUUACAUUGUUAUCAUGUGGUCAAAAGAUAGAUAGGCAUAAUACUAGCUCUGGGGCUGUAGGACUGGAUUCCACAAGUGCCACCCCAUCUCUGAAAUACAGGUUUGAGACCUGCCAUCCCUCACCAUUGCCCAGGCAGACUUUCCGCCCCGCCCUGCCUGGCUGCGCGUGUGGCACAGGAGGAAGCGCUGGCCUUAGGGUCCCUCAGGGCUGCGCUGCCACCACCAGCCUCUGACGUCCCGCGCCAGGUGCGCAGCCAGCGCGCAUUUUGAAGCGGCGCAGCAUACCCGGUAGCCAAGAGCAGGCCGGGAGCCCGACCCGCCGGUCCCAGAUCUUGCUGUCCUGAUCGCCAGAGUGAGAGUGACUCUGGCUUCAGCUGGUGUCUGCAAGCUCACGUCACCUGUUUGACAGCCUCCCACCAAAUCAGAGGGCAGCACUCGCCAGGAACCCCGAGCGUCACCAGCUCCCGCAGAUUAGAACUCGCCUCUCAUAGUUCCUCCCUUCAUUCCAUUUAAAGCUCCCACUGGCUUUAAGAAAAAGUUAAGUGUGAGCUCAGUUUCUUCAGCGCUUUCUUCCACUGCAAGAUGAACACCAUUCUGCCUUGCCAAGACCAGUAUUUUGCAGGAGACCAGAGUUGUAAUUGCUCGUAUUCCACUACACCGUCAGAAACUAGUGUUGACGUUUCCACGGAGACUUGGGUCUCUUUCUGGGCUGCUGGUCUCCUGGACAACAGUGAGCCCCAACAAGCACCACAGGCACGGGAGUCAUCUUCUAAUUCGAGUUUUCCUAUUCUGAACUCAUGUUCCUGGGAAGAAGCUCAGCUUUCCUCACAGCUCUACAGAAAUAAACAGCUCCAAGAUACUCUGGUUCAGAAGGAAGAAGAACUUGCUAGGCUACAUGAAGAGAAUAAUCACCUCAGACAAUACCUGAAUUCUACUUUGGUUAAAUGUCUUGAAGAAAAGGCCAAGAAAUUGUUGUCAUCAGAUGAGUUCUCCAAAGUGUGUGGAAAAUUCAGAAAGGGGAAGAGGAAACACAAAGAGCAGGGAUACUCUCCUGCUGAGAUUCCCUAUCCCAAAAAUGUCAAGAGAAACCUCUUUAGUGAGUUUGCUAACUGUGAAAAACCACCUGGGCCCCAUGUUGAUCCCUGGGUGCUUCAAACACUUGGAUUGAAAGACCUCAACACCAUUGAUGACACCUCAUCAGCUAACUACAGUGCCCUCUCCUCUCAUCCCAGAAGAGUGACUAGCACAUACUCCCAUUUUCCGAGUGAUGCCAUUGAUUAUGAAAAUGUCCCCAGAGAGGAUGUGCCAAUCAACUAUGGAGGUGAAAGAACAACCCCCUUGCACAGCACUGCCAGCCAUGAGGAAGACUUCCACUACUUUUCUCAACUUUCAAAUCCCCCAACAGAGGUGCAAACACUUCCAUAUCAUCCAGCUGAUGUGUCACCCAACAAGACAGAGAUGGCAUUUUCCACAUCCCUGAGUCCUCACUGUAAUGUCAAAACUCAUUCUUUCCACCAGGGACAAGCCUUUGUGUGUAGAGAUGAAGAAGGAGGCUGGAAGUUUACCUGGGUCCCUAAACAGCCUUAGUGACCCCUCUUGUAUCACAGAGCACUGCCAGGAACUCUGUUUACAAAGACCUCUCUUGCACUUGAACCUGACUAUGUGGAGCACAGAAGCUAUUGUCCAGACAAUCUUUAGCCACUUUAAAUGUUACUCUCAACUACCACUUAAAUUUGUAGGGAAUAGCUUCCAAGAAUCCAUGUGAGAGGCAUAUGCUCUUCCUCCACCUGAACUUGACUAGUUUGCACAUCAAGAUCUGCUAUCAACUUCUUCUCUUUGCCCUGUACUUGAAAAGGUGUUUUCCAGUCUUUUGUAGAUUUCUUCAAGACCUAGAUAUACUUUGCUUAUCAUGACCUGUUUAACACCUUUUGUUCUCUUGUCAAGUAGUUUAAAUAUGUAUGGUCUUUAUUUCUCUCCCUCUUGUACAUUUCUUUAUUUCUGAAAACUGCCUUUAGAAUGAGCCCUAUUUUUGCUUCAAGUACUUCCUCUUGGUUGUUUAAACUGCUACAGAUAGGGUAAAAGCAAGUGUCUGCCCAUCAUCACUGCUGAAGAUGUAUUGUGGAUAUGAGUAAAAGUAUGUCCAGGGCAGCUCAAAGAGUCAAGUGUUGCAGGGUGGCUUUGGCAAAACAUCUCUAAGACAGCUUCGACUCCACUGAUAAGCAAUACCACUGCAAAAUGACAAAAGUUAAAAAGAAUUAAAGUUACUUCAAAAUGUCCCAAUACCUGCUUCCAUUGGCACCUGGCCAUUGUUUCUUUAACUGACAUGGCUCAAAAAUGAUAUUUUUUGAGGAACUGUUACACAACAAAUCAUCAUCUUAAACUGCACAGAUGCUGGCAAACUCAUCACUAGCCCAGGUCUGACAAUGUCACAUUCAUUCCUUCUGUCAGUCAUGUAUUCAUGCAAUUCACCUAAAAUAUCUACAGAAUACCUCAUGCUCACUUUGUAACAGGCAUUGUAAUUUGAAAUGGUGAUAAAAUGUGAGCAGAUUGGGCCCUGUGCCCACACUCAUGAGACCAAGAGCCAUUCAUCUGCUGUCAUCCCUGACAAAGCUAUUUCCCUUGUAUGAAAAUUCAAUUUUCCCAGCUGUGGAAUACAGAACUUGAUUAGAUAACUUCUAACAUUCUAUGAAUGAAGGCUGGAUCCCAUCAGCUUUAUUUCUAUUUGGUCAUUCAAGGCCAUUUUUCCCUUAGAUAGGUACUGCAUAUACUAGGUAGGGUGAACUUUAUCUGCAAUGGAAAAAAUAGAAAAAUAAAUGAGUCAUUUGUAAUGAGCAUUAGAAAUCAUUUCUCUGAUUACAGGAUUCUUUUUUCCAGCAUGAGCCCACUUUGCAGGUUGAUUCAGUCUGUGUGAGAGUAACCUCUAUCUGAAAAAAGAUACAUUUUAAUUUGUAAGUAAAUGUGAAUAGAUUGAAUGCAAGCAUGAUAUCAAAGAUCUCCUAAAUUUUUUAAGAAUAUUUUUGGGGCUGGGGAUGUGGCUCAAGUGGUAGCGCGCUCGCCUGGCAUGCGUGCAGCCCGGGUUCGAUCCUCA
Molecule: messenger RNA, 4546 nt
Organism: Ictidomys tridecemlineatus (thirteen-lined ground squirrel)
Lineage: Eukaryota; Metazoa; Chordata; Mammalia; Rodentia; Sciuridae
Gene: Gmnc
Product: geminin coiled-coil domain containing
Biological process (GO): negative regulation of cell cycle; negative regulation of DNA replication
Cellular component (GO): nucleus
Source: RefSeq, a predicted model, not a curated record